Molecule: messenger RNA, 2551 nt
Organism: Anoplophora glabripennis (Asian longhorned beetle)
Lineage: Eukaryota; Metazoa; Arthropoda; Insecta; Coleoptera; Cerambycidae
Product: probable ATP-dependent RNA helicase DDX20
Exons: 3
Coding region: 78-2495 (805 amino acids)
Biological process (GO): spliceosomal snRNP assembly
Cellular component (GO): SMN complex
Molecular function (GO): ATP binding; RNA binding; RNA helicase activity
Source: RefSeq, a predicted model, not a curated record
GGGUGUUGUGAUUUUGCACUAUUAUUGUAUGUUGUAUACAGUUAUGAAAGUUAUUACCAUUUUAUUAAGUUUUUAGGAUGUCGCAAAUUAUAGCUCAUUCCUUGGAAGUUAACAAUAGAACGAAAGACGUUACCAUUCAUGGAAAUAUAACUUUUGAAUCGUUGAUGUUAAGUGAAAAUGUUCUAAAGGGUAUUAAAGAGUCUGGUUUUAGAAAACCUUCUCCGAUUCAGUUAAAAUCAAUUCCUGUUGGGAGGUGCGGAUUUGAUAUAAUUGUGAAAUCAAAAUCAGGCACAGGAAAGACUUUGGUGUUUUCUAUAAUAGCUCUGGAAACUAUUGCAGUAGAGAAGCAUGAGACACAAAUUUUAAUCUUAGCACCUACCAGAGAAAUAGCAGUGCAGAUUCAAGAAGUAAUAGUCAACAUCGGCAGCCAUAUUAACGGUCUCAAAGUGGAAUCAUUUAUAGGAGGAUUGCCAUUGGAAGGAGAUAAAGAAAAAUGUAAGAAUUGCCACAUAGCGGUUGGUACACCUGGAAGAGUGAAACAGUUGAUAGAUGAAGGAGUUUUGAAGCCAAACUCAAUACACCUCCUGGUUCUCGAUGAGGUUGAUAAGCUGAUGGAGUGUAGUUUUAUAAAUGACAUAAAUGAGAUUUUUAAUUGUUUACCUGAUAGGAAACAAAUUAUAACCACUAGUGCCACGUAUCCGGAAGAAUUGUCCACCUUUUUGAAUAAAUACAUGUUGUCGCUGACUUAUAUAGAAGUCGAAACCGGUACUCCAUUAUUACUGGGAUUAAAACAGUUUGUCAAGAUUAUUAAACCGUAUACGUCGGUAAUACAAGAGAUCAAGUUUAAAAACGAGGAACUUCUGAACUUGUUUUCCAUGAUUUCCUUUACACAGUGUUUGAUUUUCACAAAUUACCAGACCAGGGCAGAAAGUAUAAGCAAUUAUUUAAACCAAAAGGGGUGGUGUUCCAUGUUUAUCUCGGCCGCACAAUCCCAACCUCAAAGGUUGGAAACGGUAAAGAACCUCAAGAAUUUCAAGUGCAAAAUAUUGCUAUCGACCGACUUGACAGCGAGAGGGAUCGAUGCGGCGAAAGUCGACUUAGUCGUCAACUACGACAUACCUACCAGCGCGGUAACUUAUUUACAUCGAAUGGGUAGAGCGGGACGGUACGGUUCUUCGGGUGUUUGCGUUGAUUUCGUCUCUAGUGGAGUCGCACUUCACCAGUGGCAAUGCAUGCUCGGUGUAAUCGGAGGUUGUUCUCUUGGAAUACCGAAGUUGCCAAUCUGUAACAGCAGCGUAUCGGAUUUGUUGAAAUUGGAAAGUUCUUCUGAUAACUGUAUUUUUGGAAUUAUAGAUGAUUCGUAUGUACCGGAGAUGAAUACGUCUAUUAAGAAAAAUGUAUUAGAUUUGAAACGGAAGAAAAAUGCGGGGAAUGUACGGGAAGAAGAAAUCGGAAGAUCUAGCUACUCGGAGGGAAAAGAUACUGGUUUAUCAGGAUUAAAUUCCAAAGAAACGACAAAAUGUGUUACAAAUCAUAGCACGGAAGACUUGGAUCCGUCCGUACCUUUAAAUAAACCAUCAGAUGGCACAAUUAACAGAAAUCACGGUUCUUGUUCUACUUUCAAACAAUUAACUUCGACUUUCAGUGACACAAGUCGAGUAUCGAGUGCUUUAAUCGAUCGAACAAACGAAUCCGCGGAAACACCAGAAAAAAAUAUUUUCUAUAAAAACAAGGCUUUGUUGUUUGUGACACAAAUUCUGUCACGUAAAAAAUUAUCUGGUGAACUAGAACCAGACCUAAAUGUGUUGCAUUACUACAUCGAUGCUAUUAAAAACCAGGACAAAAGUGAAAUUGCUGAAAUUGCAUCGAAUACAAGAUUCAGAUCAGUUGAAGAAUUGUUAAAAAAUAUUGAAGAAAUUGAUUAUUUACCUGGAACAGAAAAAAGUAAAUUCGAAAAUAGUAUGGAAGAUAUAUUCAAAAUAGGUUACCAUUGCGCGACGAAAUCUAACUCUCGACACUGGAGUUCAUACCUACCAAAAUCGGAAUUAAACAAUUUCAAGAAUUUACGUUUAAAGGAAAGACUAAUUUCAAACGAUUCUGAUAAAGCUGGAUAUACAGAGAACAGUGAUGAUUAUGAGGGUGAUGAAUUUUCCGACAUGCCAAUCGGUCGAGCCAGUGAUGACGAUGCGGAUAACCGUCAUUGUAAUCCUGAGGUUAUGAAGUGGACGUGCGUGGAAAAAGAGGACAAUAUCGACAGAUACAGAGAAACUUAUGAUGGUGCGGACUGGGACCACUUAAAUUCGUAUUUUGAUCAGUGCAGUGAAAGUUUGUGGCAAUUGGGUUUGUGUUUUGAGAGUAUCGAGGAUUUCGAUUGCUGGUUUUAUCGUAAGUGGCAGUCUCAAGUGUUUAGUGUACGAGAUUAUGUUCAACAAAAUCUGUAUGUUCGAGAAAUGAACCAGUAUCAGGAGUCCAGAUAUAAUCCAAAUAAAAAAUAAGAGACUGCAACAAAUUGUAUUUUUUAAAAAUAUGUACUUUUUUAUGUUAUUAUGUA